AUGGCUAUGGAUGCAUUGAAAAACCUUUCCAAUAACGUCCCGGGCUGGCUCAAGCAGCUAGACGACCUCAGCGGCCAGAUCGAUCAGCGCCAAGCUGAGCUGGCCGCUGUUGCUGCAGCUGAGGGAAAGAACCCCGAGACAAAGUCCAUACGCAACAAGGGCUCGACCGAGUCUCUCCGGCCGAAAGAUGACGUGCCUAUGACUUCUGCCCCAGAGCUUACGCCCGACGAUACCAUCCCCGAAGAUUCUCCCCUCGUGGCGACCGAGCCCUCCACACCUCCUGUCGAGGCCAAGAAGGAGGAAUCCGCAGUCUCUCCACCCAGCCCAUCCGCCGUGAAGCAGUCUCAGGAAGCUAUCAAAGCAGCACGCACGCGAGUACGACAACAAGUCAAGAGGAGACAACGGUCGUCGUCAGUGGUAUCCGCUGAGGGCGCUCCUCCAGCAUAUCGAACACGAAGCAUGAUCAUUGUGUAUUAUGAUAGCUAUGUGCAAGGCUUCUUCGACGAUCUCGUGAGAUUCGUGUCAUCCAGCCGAAAUCUUAUGCGAAAGGCCAAGAUGGCCGCAAAGGUUGCCCAGAUCAAGCGCCUAGCCGAGGUGGAUAUGUCUGAGGAGGGCAAGAAUGACAGUGAUGAUAGUGGCCUCGAGGCCCUUCCUUCACUGAGGUAUAUGAGCACACGACGUUUCAACCCAAUGUCAUCAAUAUCUCGACCUGGCUUCGGGCCUGGGAAAGAUCAACCUCCGGAUGUGUACGAUCGACUGGACAAGAGCCUAGAAAUUGUGCAGAGCAUGUGCGAGCACGGCGCCCACCAGUUCUUGCGCGACGGCGAUUGUAACGAUGAGAUCACAAAGGUGCAGAAGCAGCUUACCGAGGUCCUGGAAGUGGCAACCAAGGAGAUGGAACGUGUGCAACGCGAGGAGCCUGAGCUUGCCAAGGAGACGGGCGAGCUGGGCAAGAUCCGAACGCGCCGACCCAUCAGCAUGCGCCGCGAGAUGUCUCCCGGCCUCAAGGACGGGGCAGCGAUGCCAGCCGGCCAAGAUCCCGAAAAGCUUGAGGCUGCCAAGCCUGAGGACCAGCCUCCAUAUGUUUUGGACUCAGACGCGCCUCUCGAGGUUGACCCCAACAUCAUUGAGGCCGACGAAGGCAUCGACAUUGAUAUGGAGGUGCCCAAGCUUCAGUACCGAUCAACUCGAGCCAUGCGGAGUCGUGGGCCCUAG
Ilyonectria robusta is the source of this 1215-nucleotide messenger RNA. RefSeq lists its product as uncharacterized. The transcript has a single exon. The coding region runs from base 1 to 1215 and encodes 404 amino acids. Lineage: Eukaryota; Fungi; Ascomycota; Sordariomycetes; Hypocreales; Nectriaceae. The record is from RefSeq and is a predicted model, not a curated record.